AUGGGACACAAAGGAAUCUCGGUGACAGGCCUGGUCUGCGGCAUUUCUUUCUUUCUUUUACUGCUGCACUCCACCUAUGGAGACGUGAGCUAUUCUUUUCCGGAGGAGAUGAAACGCGGUUCAGUUAUUGGAAAUAUAGCCAAGGAUCUCGGGCUGCAGGCGAGGAGACUUUCUAUUCGUAAGGCCCGUACUGACACCGAAGGGAACGACAAUCGGUACUGUGACGUUAAUUUGAGUACCGGGGAUUUGAUUGUUGCCGAGAGGAUUGACAGAGAGGGGCUUUGUGGCGAAAAGUCUUCAUGCGUUUUAAAACAGGAACUUGUAUUAGAGAAUCCUUUGGAGCUUCAUCGUAUCAACCUCCACAUCCAAGAUAUUAACGAUAACGGACCACUUUUUAACGAGGAUAUGAUACAUAUGGAAAUAGGAGAAUCGGCAGCUAAAGGCACUCGUUUCCCAUUAGAGGAAGCUCAUGAUGCGGACAUAGGACAGAACUCUGUCCAAAAAUACACACUAGAACGAAAUGAGAAUUUUGUAUUGGCUGUAGAUAGUAAUACUGUCCAGCUUGUUCUAGAUAAAGAGCUUGAUCGUGAACAACGAUAUGAUAUGAAGCUGUUGCUUACAGCUGUAGAUGGGGGCACUCCGCAGAAAUCAGGUACUGUAGUCAUACACGUCACUGUACUAGAUGCUAACGAUAACGCACCAGUGUUUAGCCAGGCCAUCUAUAAAACCAGCCUGCCUGAAAACUCUCAUUUAAAUACUGCAGUAAUUACAGUGAAGGCUACCGAUGCAGACGAGGGAGUGAAUGGGGAGGUCACGUAUGACUUUGGCCGUGUUUCAGAAGAAGUAAAGAAAAUAUUUUCUAUCGACCGUAAAACAGGAGAAAUUGGUGUAAUAGGCACAAUUGAUUUUGAAGCGGUUUCGUCAUUUGAAUUGCGUAUCAAAGCGAAAGAUGGUUUAGGUUUAGCAUCAUAUGCCAAAGUUAUAAUAGAAAUCACUGAUGUUAAUGACAACGCUCCUGUGAUUUAUCUACAAUCUCUGACUAACCCCAUACCUGAGAACGUGUCUCCUGGUACAGAGGUGGGCAUCAUUAACGUGCAGGAUAGAGACUCUGAGAAUAACCGACAGGUCCGCUGCUCCAUUCAGCAAAACCUUCCCUUUAAGCUGGUGCCAUCCAUCAAAAACUACUAUUCUCUGGUGACCACGGGUGAACUGGACCGAGAACUAGUGUCUGAUUACAAUAUUACAAUCACUGCCACCGACGAGGGCUCUCCACCUCUGUCCUCCUCUAAAAGUGUUCAGUUAUCUGUAGCUGACGUCAACGACAACCCACCUGUGUUUGAGGAACAGUCCUAUAAAGCCCAAAUGACUGAAAAUAACAAACCCGGUUCCUCCGUGUGUUCCGUUACUGCACGUGACCCAGACUGGAGACAGAACGGAACAGUGAUUUAUUCUCUCUUACCUGGUGAGGUGAAUGGUGUUCCUGUGUCCUCGUUUUUAGCCGUUAACGGAGACACGGGGGUGAUCCACGCUGUGAGGUCGUUUGAUUAUGAACAGUUCAGGAGUUUUAAAGUCCACGUGGUGGCCAGAGACAACGGUUCUCCUCCACUUAGCAGCAACGUCACGGUCAGUGUGUUCAUAACAGAUGUGAAUGACAACUCUCCUCAGAUACUAUACCCCGCCCCGGAAGGGAACUCCUUCAUGACCGAGCUGGUCCCAAAAGCUGCGCACGGGGGCUCUCUGGUUUCCAAGGUGAUAGCGGUGGACGCAGACUCAGGCCAGAACGCCUUGCUUUCUUAUCAUAUCGUCAAAUCCACUGAUUUGGGACUUUUCACUAUUGGUCUCCACAGUGGAGAGAUCAGGACACAGCGGGACAUUUCUGAAUCUGACAGCAUGAAACAUAACCUCAUUUUGUCAGUGAAAGAUAACGGACAGCCCUCUCUCUCUGCCACCUGUACCAUGUAUUUAGUGAUUUCUGAUAACUUGGCUGAGGUGCCAGAACUGAAAGAUGUCUCGUAUGAUGAGAGCAAUUCCAAACUCACCUCUUAUCUGAUCAUCGCGCUGGUGUCCGUCUCCACUUUUUUCCUCACCUUCAUCAUUGUCAUCCUGGCGGUGAGGUUUUGCCGCAGGAGAAAGCCCAGACUGUUGUUUGACGGAGCGGUCGCCAUCCCCAGCGCGUAUCUCCCUCCCAACUACGCAGAGGUGGAUGGCGCAGGAACUCUCCGAAGUACUUACAAUUAUGACGCAUACCUGACGACGGGUUCGCGAACAAGUGACUUCAAGUUCCUCACAUCUUACAAUGACAACACGCUGCCUGCAGACCAGACUCUGAGAAAAACUCCAAAUGACUUUGCUGAAGAUCUUGACGAUUCUGAAGGGUCCCCAGAGUGUCGCUGUUCACCAGCUGUGUUUGGAUAUAUCCAGUUCUCCACCCACUGCUGUUGUUACAAGGCUCGGGUGUUCGGGAUGGGCCACAAAGGAAUCUCGGUGACAGGUCUGGUCUGCGGCGUUGCUUUCUUUCUUCUACCGCUGCACUCGGCCUAUGGAGACGUGAGCUAUUCUUUUCCGGAGGAGAUGAAACGCGGAUCUGUUAUUGGAAAUAUAGCAAAUGAUCUCGGGCUGGAGGCGAGCAAACUGUCCGCUCGUAAUGCCCGAGUUGAUACCGAAGGGAACCGAAAACGUUAUUGUGACAUUAAUCUGAGUACAGGGGAUUUUAUUGUUGCCGAAAGGGUUGACAGAGAGGAGCUAUGUGGAGAAAAGAUGUCCUGUAUUCUUAGGUUUGAGUUGGUCUUAGAGAGUCCUCUGGAGUUGCAUCGUAUAUCACUUCAAAUCCAAGAUAUCAACGACAAUACACCUAUCUUUCCAAAGGAUACAAUCAAACUGGAAAUAGCGGAAUCCGCAUUCAAAGGUGCUCGCUUUCGUGUAAACGCAGCUCACGACGCGGAUAUAGGACAGAAUGCUGUUCAAAGCUACACACUGCAGAGAAAUGAUCAUUUUGCUUUAAGUGUUCAAACGACUGCUGCCGGUAGUAAAUAUGGAGAGUUGGUUUUAGAUAAAGAGUUAGAUCGUGAACAACAACAAGAGUUGAAAUUAUUGCUUACAGCUGUAGAUGGGGGCACUCCGCAGAGAUCAGGUACUGUAGUCAUACACGUCACUGUACUGGAUGCUAACGAUAAUGCCCCAGUGUUUAACCAGGCCGUCUAUAAAGCCAGUCUGCCUGAAAACUCUCCUUUAGGUACACUAGUUCUUACUGUCAGCAGUACUGAUGCAGAUGAAGGAAUGAAUGGAGAAGUGACGUAUGAAUUUAGUCGAAUGUCUGAUAAGACAAGGAAAGUGUUUACAUUGAAUCACGUAACAGGAGAAAUGACAGUAGUAGGAGCGUUAGAUUACGAAGAUGAAUCCAAAUAUGAAAUGUUCAUAGAAGGAAAAGAUGGUUAUGGACUUUCCUCAGACACUAAAGUCAUAAUAGACAUCACUGAUGUUAAUGACAACGCUCCUGUGAUUUAUCUACAAUCUCUGACUAACCCCAUACCUGAGAACGCGUCACCUGGUACAGAGGUGGGCAUCAUUAACGUGCAGGAUAGAGACUCUGAGAAUAACCGACAGGUCCGCUGCUCCAUUCAGCAAAACCUUCCCUUUAAGCUGGUGCCAUCCAUCAAAAACUACUAUUCUCUGGUGACCAUGGGUGAACUGGACCGGGAACUAGUGUCUGAUUACAACAUUACAAUCACUGCCACCGACGAGGGCUCUCCACCUCUGUUCUCCUCUAAAAGUGUUCAGUUAUCUGUAGCUGACGUCAACGACAACCCACCUGUGUUUGAGGAACAGUCCUAUAAAGCCCACGUGACUGAAAAUAACAAUCCUGGUUCCUCCGUGUGUUCCGUUACUGCACGGGACCCAGACUGGAGACAGAACGGAACAGUGAUUUAUUCCCUCUUACCUGGUGAGGUGAACGGUGUCCCUGUGUCCUCGUUUUUAUCCGUUAAUGGAGAAACGGGGGUGAUCCACGCUGUGAGGUCGUUUGAUUAUGAACAGUUCAGGAGUUUUAAAGUCCACGUGGUGGCUAGAGACAACGGUUCUCCUCCACUCAGCAGCAACGUCACGGUCAGUGUGUUCAUAACAGAUGUGAAUGACAACUCUCCUCAGAUACUAUACCCCGCCCCGGAGGGGAAAUCCUUCAUGACCGAGCUGGUCCCCAAAGCUGCGCACGGGGGCUCUCUGGUUUCCAAGGUGAUAGCUGUGGAUGCAGACUCCGGCCAGAACGCCUGGCUGUCCUAUCAAAUAGUCAAAUCCACUGAUCCGGGACUUUUCACUAUUGGACUCCACAGCGGAGAGAUCAGGACACAGCGGGACAUUUCUGAAUCUCACAGCAUGAAACAGAACCUCAUUGUGUCAGUGAAAGAUAACGGACAGCCCUCUCACUCUGCCACCUGUACAAUUUAUCUAGUGAUUUCAGAUAACUUGGCUGAAGUGCCCGAACUGAAAGAUGUAUCUUAUGAUGAGAGCAAUUCCAAACUCACAUCUUAUCUGAUCAUCGCGCUGGUGUCUGUCUCCACAUUUUUCCUCACCUUCAUUAUUGUCAUCCUGGCCGUGAGGUUUUGCCGCAGGAGAAAGCCUAGACUGUUGUUUGACGGAGCGGUCGCAAUCCCCAGCGCGUAUCUCCCUCCCAACUACGCAGAGGGGGAUGGUGUGGGAACUCUCCGCAGCACUUACAAUUAUGAUGCAUUCAUGACGACGGGUUCGCACACAAGUGACUUCAAGUUCGUCACAUCUUACAGUGACAACACACUGCCUGCGGACCAGACUCUGAGAAAAACUCCAACAGACUUUGCCGAAGAACUUGAUAUCUCUGAUGGCUUCCCAGAGCACUGA
Molecule: messenger RNA, 4869 nt
Organism: Oncorhynchus masou masou (cherry salmon)
Lineage: Eukaryota; Metazoa; Chordata; Actinopteri; Salmoniformes; Salmonidae
Exons: 4
Coding region: 1-4869 (1622 amino acids)
Biological process (GO): homophilic cell-cell adhesion
Cellular component (GO): plasma membrane
Molecular function (GO): calcium ion binding
Source: RefSeq, a predicted model, not a curated record